Molecule: messenger RNA, 234 nt
Organism: Fimicolochytrium jonesii
Lineage: Eukaryota; Fungi; Chytridiomycota; Chytridiomycetes; Spizellomycetales; Powellomycetaceae
Product: protein-tyrosine phosphatase-like protein
Exons: 1
Biological process (GO): dephosphorylation
Molecular function (GO): protein tyrosine/serine/threonine phosphatase activity
Source: RefSeq, a predicted model, not a curated record
UUGGAAGUGUUGCACUUGCCCAUGCCGGACGGAUCCGUGCCUUCUGAAGAGCAACUCCGACUGUUUCUUACGCAUGCUCAACGAUUCAUUCAGUCGGGGAAACGUGUCCUCGUCCACUGUCAGGCGGGAGUUGGCAGAACCGGCUGCAUGCUGGCUGUGUAUUUAAUGGAAAAGUACUCCUGCACAGCGAAGAAAGCGUUGGAGCAGCUGAGAUGGAUACGACCGCAGAGCCUC